CACGAUCCCUCUCACGAUCCCUCCUCUCCAUGUUUCUCUGUCUAUAUUUUUAUUUUAUUUUUCAAAAAUUAUUCAUAUUAGCGGGCGUCUAACUCCGUGACGGCAGCUACAUCCGCCGGGUAGUUAUCGUGAAAUGCAUCUGACAUCACUGUAGCGUCCGGUGGCCGUUCCCCUCUAUAGUCUAUACCGCCGCCAUCGUGCCACUAUUGGCCGCGAUUAACUGCGUAGCUAGGCAUGGGAAAGAUGUACAAGAAGAAACAACAUGUUCCUUCCAGAGAACAUACCAAUAAGCAGGAAAACGAAAUGGACUUAAAAAUGGACUUAAGGACGAUUAUGAAAGAUGUUGAAAACUUCAGCAACUCGCAUAUGACAUGGAAAGAGCGCAAAAAGAUUGAAGAUAGGAAGGUUGUCUCCCUUGGUGGGAAGGUUCCGUUUAAAGCUGUUUAUAAUGUCCAGAUUCUAACUAUAUCAAGGUUCGGGCGUAAUCUUGUUAAUAAAGAAACCAAUUCAUAUUACAAAGACUUACCGGUGUUUGAAAAUUUAACCAAACUUUGUCUAUCUUGGAGGCCUCAUACCCAACUGCAUGAAUGGGAUGAGGUUGUCAAAAUGCUCCAUAAUUGUCCAAAACUUCAAUUUCUUACCAUUUUUAAGGCAGAUAGUUCACCAACCAAAGAGGAUUGGAAAUACCCAUUUCAUGUUCCUCAAUGUCUAUCAUCUCAUCUAACAACGAUUAACAUUACAGAAUAUGAAGCUAUCGAAGCUGAUUUUCGAUUCGCAUCAUAUAUUUUGGAGAAUGCGAGACAUUUACAGAACAUGAUCAUUUGCCGUAAUCUUCUCCCAAAACCAAUGGAGAGCCCCCGUUUUUUAAGUGAUUUAUUCUCUUGCUCAAGGAUUUCUCCUACAUGGAUGGGAAAGAUGUACAAGAAGAAACAACAUGUUCCUUCCAGAGAACAUACCAAUAAGCAGGAAAACGAAAUGGACUUAAAGAUGGACUUAAGGACGAUUAUGAAAGAUGUUGAAAACUUCAGCAACUCGCAUAUGACAUGGAAAGAGCGCAAAAAGAUUGAAGAUAGGAAGGUUGUUUCCCUUGGUGGGAAGCCCCUCAAGAAUCAGAGAUUAUCUUUAAGUGUGGCACGACCAAUGAUGAAGAAACAAAAGCAGAGGGAAGAAAAAAUGCUCCAAGAGCGUAUGAUUCUAGGACGGUUUGGGGGAAAGGUUGGUGGUAGUAGCAAGAGUAAAAAACCAGUUGGAAAACACAAGCCUGAGGACAGGGGUUUGAAGUUAAGCGAAGGUCGUUUUAGAAAUGGUAUACUUGACGUGAAGCAUUUGUUGAAGUCAACACCCACAAGAGGUCAUGACACGGGUAAAAAUAUGUCCAAUAUAGGGAAAAGAAAAGGAGGCAAUGGGAAACAUGAUAAGAAGGGUGGUGGUAAGAAGCACGAAAUGUUUUAGAAAAUGAGAUUACGGUAUUCAAUGUGUAUGAUUUUUAUUAAUCUGUCAUUGUUCUUAAGCUGUUCAACUUAUUUAUGGGAAGUUAAUCAAUUUUGAAGAUGUUUAUAUGGAGAAGUGAAAAAAUAGAACCUCUCUCUUUAUCCUGCA
Vicia villosa (hairy vetch) is the source of this 1599-nucleotide messenger RNA. RefSeq lists its product as uncharacterized. Gene Ontology annotation, biological process: maturation of SSU-rRNA from tricistronic rRNA transcript (SSU-rRNA, 5.8S rRNA, LSU-rRNA). Bases 235 to 1452 code for a protein of 405 amino acids. The record is from RefSeq and is a predicted model, not a curated record. Gene Ontology annotation, cellular component: nucleolus. The transcript is spliced from 10 exons. NCBI's taxonomy places the organism in Eukaryota, Viridiplantae, Streptophyta, Magnoliopsida, Fabales, Fabaceae.